GAGCGAUCUUAUAAAAAAUAAAAUCAACACAACAAACACCGUGUAAAAUCUACGCGGGGCGGACGUGGCAACGCUGCGGCUCGCUUGCCCCGCUUCUUCUUUAUUCCGAGCGGGGGAGCUUCGGAGCGAUCCCAAAAAGAUCUGCCUGAGAGCGGGGGGGGGGGGGCGCUUCUCUCUCUCUCUUAUUGUCAAGGGACUUUGUGAGAGCCGCACAACAUAAGACGCCUCCGACAACAGGUGCGUGGUGCUGCAGCCGCGAGCGAGAGCGCAGAAGAGGCUCGGCACGGGCAGAGCAACAGACACGGACGCGGCUGCGCAGGCCACUCCCGAAAGGAAAAAAAAAAGCCUCCUCCUCCUCCAACCUCCUUCUCUACUUGUUCUUUCCUCCCCUUCGCAUCUCGUCCCCUGCAGGCCACGCGAUGUCAGCGCCUUUCCCGGGGCUCAUGCAUGAGGCUGAGAUGCGAGCUGACGGCUCCAACAGCUACCGACUGAUGCAGCUGGGCUGCCUCGAGUCAUCGCCGUCUCCCCUCGCCUAUCCGGCCGCGGCGGCGGCGCCGGACUUCGGGUCAGCCUACUUCUCCGGCACGCCGCAGUACAAUGCCCUGCACCACCACCACCACCACGCGCAGGCCUUCCACUACGACUUCCACCAGGGCGCCGCGGCGCACACGGCGGCCGUGGCUGCCGACGCGUACCCGCUCACGCCUCUGCAUCCGUCACAGCAGUACUACCCCCAGUUACACCACGGCCACUCGGCGAGCGAGCAGGCGACGGAGCUCCACGCGGGCCUCCACGCCGGCCUGGCCGGGGCGUGCAGGGCCCUCAAGCCCGCGUCGGGGCUCGAGGAGCAGCAGAGGCGCGACCUGGCAUGCUUCGAGGCUUACCACCGCCGCCACGACAUCUCGCUCAUGGGCCACGCGGGGGGACAGUUCGGGGUGCACCCCGAUCAGCUGUUUCUGCCGGGGGGUCCCCCCCUUGGCCUGGCCGCGCAUGGAGGAGGAGAGGACAGCCCGGGCUGCCUUGAAGGACCAAGUGGAUUGCUCAUCAAUGGCCCAGGCGGUGUCAUAAGGAGGGGCGGAUCCGCAGCGGUCAACCCCACUGACCUCUUCUGCUCGGUGCCCGGCCGGCUGUCCCUCCUCAGCUCGACGUCCAAGUACAAGGUGACCAUCGCAGAGGUGAAGCGGCGCCUGUCUCCCCCAGAAUGUCUCAACGCAUCCCUCCUGGGCGGCAUCCUCAGGAGAGCCAAGUCGAAGAACGGUGGCCGGUGCCUGCGCGAGAAACUCGACCGGCUGGGGUUAAACCUCCCCGCGGGGCGCAGGAAAGCAGCCAACGUCACCUUGCUCACCUCGCUGGUGGAAGGCGAGGCCCUUCACCUGGCGCGUGACUUUGGCUACACAUGCGAGACGGAGUUCCCCGGCAAGGCGGUGGGCGAGCACCUGGCGAAGCAGCACGCGGAGCCCAAGGAGCAGCAGACACGACGCAAGAUGAUACUCGCCACCAAACAGAUCUGCAAGGAGUUCCAGGACUUCCUGAGCCAGGACCGCUCUCCCCUUGGCAGCUCACGGCCAACACCUGUGCUGGACCCAGAGGUUCAGCGUCACCUCACGCACUUCAGCCUCAUUACCCACGGCUUCGGCACGCCCGCCCUCUGUGCAGCCUUGAGCACGUUCCAGACGGUGCUGGGUGAGAUGCUGGCUUACCAAGAGAAGCACCUCCAGAGCAAAGCCGCCAGCCUUGCGUCGACGCCAGCUCCCGCCCUCCCUAUCGACAAGGGCUCACUUAGGAAGGCGGGAGACGCCAGCGAAAAGGACAAUCGUGGUGGCAAGGCCGACUAGCCGCCUGCCCCACGAACGCACACAGUUACGGGGCGGGGGGGUGUUGAGGGGUGGACCCUCUCUGUCGACGAUUCAUUUAACGAGUGCGCGUCCACGAUUAGCUCCGAUGAUACAAAAAAAAAACCCGUGUUCUGCAUCGACCGUCGCUGUGUUGGCAUCUUUUUUAUUUAAACAACGCGCCAAACCACAGAGGAAAAUGCUGAUCGGGAUGGGUGAAGUAAAAAUAUAUAUAUCUCAAGAUCGGCAAGUGUGUUCCUUGCAGAUGCUUUUAUGUGGAGUGAAAGGUGGAUAUAAGGGGGGGGGGGAGGUGCAGCCCUGCAAUUGCUUGAUCAUGUCACUGCUGGCAGAAAGACCUCCUACGAAAUGGAACUAUAGAGGGUAUUUUGUCCUGCUGUUCCACUUUGGCCAGAUGUCUUGAAAAAGAUUGGAGUAAAACCUGCACAUUGCACCACCACACGGUGUAAUUUCAUGUAACUCGCGUGUCGUUUCAUUUUUUAUCGAACACAAGUGGGACGGGCGCUCCGCCAACGGGGGAGUAAUGCGCGAAGAAGCUCGGAAUGGGAUGCCCAAGACUCGCGCGACAAUUGCCUUUGGAACCACGAACAAUGCCUUUCCCACCGUUCAGUCGUGGACAUUCCAUGGUUGAGUGGGAACACAGUGGGGCAGCAAUAGAAAAAUGUCAUGGCCACAAUGCAAACAAAACAAAUGGAUCACAUCGUUUUGUUUACGAAACAAGUUCAUUUAGAAGGUGUUUUUUUUGUUUCAUGUUCAGGCAAAUUGUUGUCCAUCAGCAACUCCGCGUGGAUUCAAAAUUUUCGGGGUCAAGUGAUGAAAGGCGUGUUGAAAAAUUACUCAGGUUUUUAUAAACCCAAGCGAUAUACAGUUAUGGAAAAUGCCCCACGUAAAACGUUCAAUAGCACCAUCGCGAGCAAAAAUACAUUCGGCAGUUGCAUAAUAUAUGAACUAGCAGCAGUGUUUGUGAAGGGCAAUCGGUCCAUUUUCCAGUGUGUUUGUCCUUAAUUUAAUCUUGCAAAAUUAAUUCAACCGUGGAUAAGGCACGCAAAUUGAUGUCCAGGCUUACACUGUUUAGAACAAAACAUGGUGAGUUUGUGUGAAUGUUUGAACUUUUGCACGGUACGUAGCCAACCAUGCUAAUUGGAGGUGCGGGCGAAGGACAACAAACAACCUGUUCCGAAAUAUUUGAGUAUCACUUAUAAUGUACAAGCAAAACGAACAGUGGCUGUUCAUGUAUUAAAAAUAUAUGAAUAUAAAAUAAAUAGAUUAAUGGAGCACUCUGUCAAAUCCACUGCUGGAUUAAGGCCUAAUGAAACAGUAUCGGCCAUAAGGGUUAUUUGUCGAUAUCUCACCACGCUGGUGAGUGGGUUAGUGGAUGGAUGGGUGGGCAGGACCGGUGGAGAAAAUUUAAUUAUUUCGAUUAUUUAGAUUAAUUGGCUACGAGAAAUUCCUGCAUGUGAUGUCACUUCCAUGAGCUAUCCGAUGUGGCCAGGUCACCUCUGAAAUGGAGCUUAAUAGCUCUGUGGGCUUUACCUGUUGAAUACAAAUAUUAUUUUGUUUUCUUUUGACUAAUGUGUAUUCGUGGCUGGGAAUCGAACUGAGGUUGCUGGAUUGGAAGCGCGGUGUGCCAACCACUGUUCCACCGUUUCCACAACUGGUCCUGUAUAUGUGUGCAUAUAUUAUUGUACAUACUCGCUUUGGAAAUAUGAACCAAUGAUGUAACAAAUACAUAGUGUGCGCAUAUAUCCAUUACAAAGUGUAUGUUGCCUUUACGUACCAACACAUCUGAUGGUAGAUAUAAAAUGCUUUUAAGGAUGUAUUAUACUUGUACAUUGUUAAUUUUAAUACUGGCUAGCAAACAUUUUGUGCAUAAUGAGCUGUUGUUACAGGGUCAGUCUUAGUCGUUUUCGUUAUUUAUCAGCUUGUAUUUUACUUUUAAAUGUUCACCAAAGACUACUUUUAACUCACAAAUCACAUCUUUCCAGUUGCUUUGUGUCUCUCACUUCGCAUUUUUUUUUCUCCUGAAGGAUUUCGUUAUUUAACGUCAGUUGAAUACAAUAAAAUAAACGGGACAGUUUUAAACAGAUGCUUUUAAUGUAAGCAUACAACGCAUGCAGCAACCUUUUGCCUGUAAAAAAAAAUUCCUACACUUGCUCGAGUUGUUUUUUCUUCUUCCUGUCAACAAAAGAUUUUGAUCGGUAAUGUUGGUCUCUGGUCAUUGCCAACGCCGUUGCACCUGGUACAAGUUGCAGAGGACUGGUACAAGUUGCAGAGGACUGGUACAAGUUGCAGAGGACUGGUACAAGUUGUAGAGACCUGGUACAAGUUGCAGAGACCUGGUACAAGUUGCAGAGGACUGGUACAAGUUGUAGAGACCUGGUACAAGUUGCAGAGGCCUGGUACAAGUUGCAGAGACCUGGUACAAGUUGCAGAGGCCUGGUACAAGUUGCAGAGACCUGGUACAAGUUGCAGAGACCUGGUACAAGUUGCAGAGGCCUGGUACAAGUUGUAGAGACCUGGUACAAGUUGUAGAGACCUGUACAAGUUGUAGAGGCCUGGUACAAGUUGCAGAGACCUGUACAAGUUGUAGAGGCCUGGUACAAGUUGUAGAGGCCUGGUACAAGUUGCAGAGGCCUGUACAAGUUACAGAGACCUGUACAAGUUGUAGAGACCUGUACAAGUUGUAGAGACCUGUACAAGUUGCAGAGGCCUGUACAAGUUACAGAGACCUGGUACAAGUUGCAGAGACCUGUACAAGUUGUAGAGACCUGGUACAAGUUACAGAGACCUGUACAAGUUGUAGAGGCCUGGUACAAGUUGUAGAGACCUGGUACAAGUUGUAGAGACCUGUACAAGUUGCAGAGACCUGUACAAGUUGUAGAGACCUGUACAAGUUGUAGAGGCCUGGUACAAGUUGUAGAGGCCUGGUACAAGUUGCAGAGGCCUGUACAAGUUACAGAGACCUGUACAAGUUGUAGAGACCUGUACAAGUUGUAGAGACCUGUACAAGUUGUAGAGACCUGUACAAGUUGCAGAGACCUGGUACAAGUUGUAGAGGCCUGGUGCAAGUUGUAGAGACCUGUACAAGUUGCAGAGACCUGUACAAGUUGUAGAGACCUGUACAAGUUGUAGAGACCUAUACAAGUUACAGAGGCCUGGUACAAGUUGUAGAGACCUGUACAAGUUGCAGAGGCCUGGUACAAGUUGUAGAGACCUGGUACAAGUUGUAGAGGCCUGGUACAAGUUGUAGAGACCUGUACAAGUUGUAGAGACCUGUAAAAGUUGUAGAGACCUGUACAAGUUGUAGAGACCUGGUACAAGUUGUAGAGACCUGUACAAGUUGUAGAGGCCUGGUACAAGUUGUAGAGGUCUGGUACAAGUUGUAGAGGUCUGGUACAAGUUGUAGAGACCUGUACAAGUUGUAGAGACCAGUACAAGUUGUAGAGACAUGUACAAGUUGUAGAGACCUGUACAAGUUGCAGAGACCUGUACAAGUUGCAGAGACCUGGUACAAGUUGCAGAGGCCUGGUACAAGUUGUAGAGACCUGUACAAGUUGUAGAGGCCUGGUACAAGUUGCAGAGGCCUGGUACAAGUUGUAGAGACCUGUACAAGUUGCAGAGACCUGGUACAAGUUGUAGAGGCCUGGUGCAAGUUGUAGAGACCUGGUACAAGUUGUAGAGACCUGUACAUUUGUAGAGACCUGUACAAGUUGUAGAGACCUGUACAAGUUUGCAGAGUCCUGACCAAAGCUUCUAGAGCACAGGAGGAUAAUAAAUAUCUCGCUUGUGCCACGAUUGUGACGCGUGACGAAUUGUGAAGAGUGGCCUUCCAAGUCAAAUGCAAACAGCAAAUCAUAACAAUUUCAGAAACGCAAAGCCUCCUGUCUUAGGCUUCGUCUGAAUGCUCAUAACUCGCUGGUAUUUGGAAUCCGGCAUGGUUUAUUUAUACAGUAUAUAUAUUAUGACACGGAUGUGAAACGUAUUAAUCUGGAAUGGCAUCAACCGUUUACAUGUUUCCCAUAAUAUAUAUAUUUUUGGGGUUAGAUCGCGUAUAAAUAUAAAUGUGUCGUUAAACCUGCCACCACCCGACACAGCCAAUUAGUAAGGUUUGUCACGUAAACAAAACAUG
This is a messenger RNA of Petromyzon marinus (sea lamprey), 5979 nucleotides long. It is a transcript of the gene TFAP2D, whose product is annotated as transcription factor AP-2 delta. Lineage: Eukaryota; Metazoa; Chordata; Hyperoartia; Petromyzontiformes; Petromyzontidae. Gene Ontology annotation, biological process: anatomical structure development; regulation of cell population proliferation; regulation of transcription by RNA polymerase II. Gene Ontology annotation, molecular function: DNA-binding transcription factor activity, RNA polymerase II-specific; RNA polymerase II transcription regulatory region sequence-specific DNA binding. Gene Ontology annotation, cellular component: nucleus. The record is from RefSeq and is a predicted model, not a curated record.